Molecule: messenger RNA, 666 nt
Organism: Prunus avium (sweet cherry)
Lineage: Eukaryota; Viridiplantae; Streptophyta; Magnoliopsida; Rosales; Rosaceae
Product: fanconi anemia group D2 protein
Source: RefSeq, a predicted model, not a curated record
AGUUUUUCUAACGUUUUAGAAGCUCUCACUCUAUGAUUGUGAUUAAACAUUCGUCCUCGGCUUGAUCAGAACAUAAAGCUCGUGACAUUUCUGUGAAUCGCAAAACCCCAAAAAAGAAAACAAAAUAUGUUAAGAGCUCGUUUGCUCUGGUUCGGUCUUGGGUUUUCGUUGACAGGAGCUGCGAUUUCUCACCUGGUUUGGAAAGAUCUUCUGGUGGACCGCUGCGCUCUUUCCUCUGAUGUGAAGCAAAAGUUUGAUGCUCUUGAAGGUAGAAUCGUGAACCUCGAGCGUUCUUUAUCAGAGCCGAAUCCCGCUCAGGUUGAGGACUAAAUUUUACUUGGAGCUCAAUGAAGUUCUGGCUUUCCCUCUUUGUUAUCGACUUUAUUUUGGUUUUUUAAUGCUAAGUUGAACAUGAUUCUUUGUUAAAGAUCACAAUGUACUAGCUCUCUGCGUUAAAGUCUCAAGGUGAUUAUAUUACUAAAUUACUUUCUGCUUAUACACUUCAUUGUGACUAUAUUGCUGCUAUUUAGAGUCUCAAUGUGACUCUUGAUAGCAGUAAUAUAGUAUUUAUUAUAUGAAUCUUUGUAGAAUAAGAGGGUUGUUUUAGGUUUUGCCAUAAUCUGGAUUUUUAUUUCAAGGACUCUGAGUGAUGGUUUUACUUUUCAA